This is a messenger RNA of Penicillium hordei, 447 nucleotides long. RefSeq names its product tetratricopeptide repeat protein. Lineage: Eukaryota; Fungi; Ascomycota; Eurotiomycetes; Eurotiales; Aspergillaceae. The record is from RefSeq and is a predicted model, not a curated record. The transcript has a single exon. Bases 1 to 447 code for a protein of 148 amino acids. Gene Ontology annotation, molecular function: protein binding.
AUGAACGGACUUUCUCAUAUUGGAACUGCAUCAUCCCUAGUGAGCGGUGCGGAAGCUCUGCUCCGGCAAGGGAACCUCGAAGAAGCCACGCAGAACAUUUAUGACGCGGACUGCAUUUUGAAGCUGGUAGGCGGGAUGCGUUCUCUAGAAAUUCGCAUCAAAUGGAGCCUUGCACGUCUUUCCGCAUGCAGGAGUGAUUAUGUUCGGGCAAUCAGCCGGUAUGAGAACCUGAUUGAGGAACAUCAAAAGAAUUUCGGCAUCGACUAUAAAAGGCUCAGAACGCUUAACUGUGAACUGGGCGAUGUAUACCGAGACCUUGGGGAUAUGCGGAAGGCAGAAUAUUACUACAAAGCUGGCUUUGCUACUGCAAGCCGAAAGACCAAAUUGUUGACUGACACGGUCAAUGUAUCAGCAUGGCUUGUGUACGGAUCGCUGACAAGGUUUUAG